AAAAGUCGCGCGCGCUGCACCAGCGGGUUACAUUCUCGCUCUGAUAGUAGAAACUCACAAGACUCUCCACCGAUACACUUCAAAGGAAGAAACUUGCGAGCACAGGACUGGAAAGCCUGCACAAGUUAAAGAACCGCCAUGGCUUCUCUUGCCAUCCCUAUAGCUCUGCUCGCCCUGUCUCAGCUUGGCAACGCUGCCAAUGACUAUUCUAAGCUUGUUACAGCACGCUGCGACAACGCCCCGAAUGUGGACUGGACAGAUAGCAUCAAUGCCUUACUUCGCCGGAUACCGGAGACUAUUACAAUACCAAGCCACACAGAGAAGACAUGGAUUGCAGGAUUUAAAACCUCUUCAGUCGAAGUGACCGGCCUUGGAAGUCUGUGGGCCUACAAGCCACCCCAUAGCUUCUGCUUCGGCAACCGUACCAUGAUUGAAGCUGUGGUGUUUGCCGACGACCUUCUGGCGAUGAACACGGAGUGGAAGAGCUGCACCGGAGGCAGCGGAAAAUUAGGAACAAGGGUUUCUACCAGCAAGAUGCGCAUCUUCUUUGAGUCUGAUCCAACACCUGAGGACCCUUACCGGGUUCGGCUGCAAAACAUCAAACCCGACAGCCUUGACGACCCCCAGUUGUACAUGACAGGAUUGAGCCCAGCAAUUACUGGUUUCGUGGAAGCUCUCGGAAUCGUAGGUAUGCCCCACCUGCAGCUGUUCUGGAGCAGAUUCUUGCGUAUUGAUGUGAUGUACCUUAUUAGAGACAGCCUCAAGAUCUAAGGAAAACUUGCCAAUACAAACACAAUACUUGGUCCCCAAAAUAUGAUAAAAUACAGUUUGUUUACUUGAUGCAAUUUUCAUUUUAUUUGAAGUAACUUCAGGCGCAACAUGAGGAGCUACGUCAUAGAUGUAAACUGUAUUCACUACCAUGUGAAAAAAAUAUCAGUGAGGCGUCAUCUAAUGUGUGUCGCAACAUUGUUGUAACAGAAAUAAAGCUAUGUUGUCUCCUGAAUAUUGCGAUUUCACUUUUUGUUGGGUGAUGAAUUACUGGAUACAGAAUGACUAGAGUUGGACACGAUGGCAAAGCAGUGACACGAGGUUAUUUCAAUCAAUCAAUCAAUCAAUCAAUUAUUUAAUCAUCGAGUUUAUUUACAUCGUGUAGAUGUGACCAUGUAUUUGAGCAUGGCUCUCCGAAACAGAAGUGACAAAAUUCACGCCUAUUGCAGUUACCUUGAAUUACUCAAAUCUUUAGCCGUGCGCUUACCUAACUUAUUCUUGUG
Molecule: messenger RNA, 1271 nt
Organism: Dermacentor silvarum
Lineage: Eukaryota; Metazoa; Arthropoda; Arachnida; Ixodida; Ixodidae
Exons: 4
Coding region: 139-771 (210 amino acids)
Source: RefSeq, a predicted model, not a curated record